This is a messenger RNA of Xiphias gladius (swordfish), 2228 nucleotides long. RefSeq names its product tetratricopeptide repeat protein 31-like. The transcript has 18 exons. Gene Ontology annotation, molecular function: RNA binding; protein binding. The coding region runs from base 183 to 2198 and encodes 671 amino acids. NCBI's taxonomy places the organism in Eukaryota, Metazoa, Chordata, Actinopteri, Istiophoriformes, Xiphiidae. The record is from RefSeq and is a predicted model, not a curated record.
CGCGCAUGCGUUCAAUGAAAGCUAAGUUCUGUCAGUUCACGCGAGCCUGGUUGAGAGCGCAGAAACAACAUGUAGAAGAAGUUAGGGGCUGCUUACAUUCGCGUUAAAGUAAUGCCAUUUAGUGCGUAAGUAAGUCGAAUUUAAGAGUAUAUGAGGCUGUGGGAGGACAUCUUUUAUUAAACAUGGAGAUAUUUACAGACGAGACGGAGUAUACGGAUAUCAGUAUGGUCCAAAGGAUUGUGGAUAUGUUUGAGAGACGUCCUCGUAUUCAAAGGAUAGUAAGAUUUGGCCUUCUUGGUAAGAUUCACAUUAAUGCUACAUCCUGGGGUAUGGAAUAUGAUGAUGAGCUAGAUGACACAGGUGAGGAUGAUUAUGAAAUUGACAACUGGGUACAUGGUCGUAAUAAUUUCCGUGGAUACCCAAGGCUCUCUGACAUGAGUAGUGAUAGAGGAUUUAGAGGGAACCAUUCAAGGUCAUCUGGCUCGGUCUAUCAGCCUCCACUGCAGUACUACACUUCAGCUGGUGACCUUCCUCGCCUGCCCUCUGUAAAAGUUCAGGCAAAGGAGAGUGAUACUGAAAGAAGGGCCAGAUUAUUACAAGAAACGAAAAAAAGCAAAGAAAAGGCUGAAAAGAAACGGCUUAAGAAACAGAAACAGAAGAUAAAACGGAAUGAGAAGUUGGAGAGGAAGGAAAAACUGAACCCCAUAAAAGAUGAAGAGGGAAAAAACGAUGCACAGCAAUGUAAAGCAGAGGAUAGUAAAGUAGUUAAUGACAAAUCCAAAGACAAUACAAAUUUCAGUGUUAAACACUUGGCUUCAGCUAAAGAUACAGAGAGCAGUGAGAGCAGUGAAGAUGAAUCCAGCGAGGAAGCUAGCGACGCCAAGAAUGACUCCUGUGACUCUGAGGGACUGGAUAUGACGAGUACUUUUGUGACUAAAGCUGCUCUCAUAGCCAAGCGUAAAGCGGAACAGAGGCCCAGGCCUGAGAGGAAGGAGAAAAAGAAGAUCCCGGUUAAAGAACGGAAAACUGUCCCUGACAAACCUAAAGAAGACCCAGAGGUUGAAAAGAAGGAUUCCACUGCCCCUAGCAUCCCCACCAUUGAAGAUAAUAUAAAAAUAAGUACAGAGCUUGCAGUUAUUGGAAAUGGGUUUGCAAAUUCUGGAGACUUUGAUAUGGCUGUGAAAUGCUUUACGGAUGCAAUUAAGUACAACCCAACAGAGUUCAAGUUGUUUGGCAAUCGUUCCUUCUGUUUUGAAAAGAUGCAAGAAUAUGAGAAGGCACUGACUGAUGCAGAGUUGUGUCUUAAUAUGUAUCCAGGCUGGGUUAAAGGCCUGUUUAGGAAGGGCAGAGCCCUGGCAGGUCUAAAGAGGUAUGAGGAGUCUGCCCAGGCCUUCAAGGACGUUCUCAAACUGGAAAGUUCAUAUGCAGAAGCUGCUUAUGAACUAAUGCGGGUUCAGAUGACACAACUAAUGGAGUGUGGUUACACUCGGGAGCAGAGCUCAAAUGCUUUAAUUAUUCACGGGACAGUUCAAAAAGCGCUAGAGGUGCUGUCCAAAUUAAACAAUGAACAAGGAGCUGUUCAAAAUGCCACUCUCCCGCCAGCUCAAGUAGUGAAUGUCACCGGAGUUUCUCCAGUCCUUUCAGCCAACACCAACCCAGCACUUGCUGUUCCUCCCCACCCUCUUCAGUCCCAGGACGCAUCAAAAACAUCACUUAAGAACAAACCUUUAGGCCCAGUUCAGAAUAUGUCGAAUGCCCAGAGUCAACCAAAGCCCGUUACUUAUCAGGCCAUGAAGAGCAGCAAUGAAAAAAGUCAACCACCACCGGAGCUGUUUCCAGUUUGGGUAGGAAACUUGAUUUACCCAGUAACCGAGUGGGAUAUAACCAACCUGUUUAACAAGGCUGGGGUUGUCUAUAGUGCAAAGGUUCUGGUUUCGAAACGAUGUGCCUUUGUAAACUUUACAAAACAAGAGUAUUGUGAUGAAGCAAUCCGGCGCUUUCAUGGCUUUGAGCUGAAUGGCUUCAAGAUUGCUGUGAGAUACCCAGACAGGAUUCCUCACGGCAUGGGCAUUUCAAAAUCUGCCCUGAAAGCUGAUGACCUGCAAGAUGAGAAUGUGAGGCAAAAUGCUGUUGGGAGCCGAAGACCUGUUCGUCCUAGCAGACACGUCUCCGAACACAGAGGCAACCACAAGAACUGAAAGGAACAAGAUGGCUUGACCUUCCCAGGG